This is a messenger RNA of Dovyalis caffra, 234 nucleotides long. NCBI's taxonomy places the organism in Eukaryota, Viridiplantae, Streptophyta, Magnoliopsida, Malpighiales, Salicaceae. The record is from the annotation of a GenBank genome assembly.
AUGGGCCUUGGCAGAGGUGGUGGAAGGUGCCGGGGUGUGUUGAAAAUGAAACGGAGUGCCAUUGACAAUGGUGGAAGUAGUAGAAUGUGCCAGGGAAUGCCAUUGAACACAUUGGAGGCAGUGGAAGGUGCAGUUUUGGUCUCGGAUAAGCUAGAUGCAGUAGAAGUCUUGGUCGAUGAGGCAAAUAAACAGGUGGAUAUCGGUGAAGAUGGAGCAGAUGGAUUGUUAGCAUAG